GUACAAUAUCAAAAAUUAUUUUAUACAAUCGUGUUAAAGCACUUGAUAAAUUUAAUGAAUAUAGUAUUGAACCUGUUGAAAUUAAUAUUAAAAAAUAUAUUAAAUAUGUUACUUAUGUAUGGAAUAAUGUUACUGAAUUUACCAUUAAAAAUUGUUGGCAAAAGACAGGUAUUUUAUCUGAAGUAGAUACAGAUGAAUUUAAUUUGAAUUAUACUGUAGAUGAAAUGGACAUAAAUGAAAUUACAGUAAAUAAUACAAAUGAGGUUCAAGUAUUAAUUGAUAGACUAAAUCUUGAAGAUCCUUUUAGUGCUAAUGAAUUUAUUCAUUAUAAUGAUACAGAAGUUAUUACAGAAAUAAGAACUAAUGAUGAAAUUCUAGCUGCACAUUUUGGCAGAAAUCCACCACUUUGUAGUAAAUCUCAUUUAAAAUUGAAUCAUAAGAUUCAUGAAACUUCUUUUGAUCCCGAAUGCGAUAGAACCAGUUUAGAAUUUUUAUGGCCGAUGCUUUAA
Messenger RNA from Diversispora eburnea, 509 nucleotides. Lineage: Eukaryota; Fungi; Glomeromycota; Glomeromycetes; Diversisporales; Diversisporaceae. The record is from the annotation of a GenBank genome assembly.